Molecule: messenger RNA, 2334 nt
Organism: Perkinsus marinus ATCC 50983
Lineage: Eukaryota; Perkinsozoa; Perkinsida; Perkinsidae
Exons: 22
Coding region: 1-2334 (777 amino acids)
Source: RefSeq, a predicted model, not a curated record
AUGUCCAGCAAGGAGGCAACCGGCAAAAGAGAGCCUCCAUCACCAGCGGGCACGGUCAGCAGUAGUGGUGGUGGCGGUGUUGAGUCAGCGAGAAUAGAAGCUGAUAAAUUCGAGAUGACUUCAAUUCAAAAGGCUGUUGAAAUCGUCCGUGAGGUGCCGGCUGAUGCACCCGAGGAGCUAUCGAGGCGGUUGCUGGCGGCCUUAGAGGAGUCUCUAGACAUGUGCAUUGGCGAGCUGGCUAAGGAAGGAUCUUCGAAGACCACGUGUCGGUGGAGACCUAUAGUGCCCAUAUCGGACACUUACCUUAGUCUGAUGCCAGCCCAAGGGUUAGCUAGUGCGGUCGAGGUCAAGAUGGCAGCUACUGGGGACUCCUCCUUUACUUUGCAAGUUGUGAUGGUAUUAAGUAGAGCGCUGGACAGGUUGGACUCAUCGAGGCCUCAAGAUUGGGCCACUCGGGCUAAGGCUGCGGGGUCAAUCGAGGAUAUUCUCCCGAUGGACCUCAAGGCUCUUUGCCACGUUUACAGGACGCCUUUUAACGGGCAUUGGACUACCAUCGAUGCGUCAUUGGCUGCCCAGAAGGAUCCAGAUGCGUCCAGCGUCAGCGAGGAGGAAAUGAAAAACCUUUGGGAACUGUGGGAGCGCAUAUGGCCUGGCGAUACGAAAAACUUAUCGGAAAAAGAAAAGAAGGAUUGCGUGGUUGAUCUGAUGAAAGCGAGAGCGUUCAUAUCGCAAAUACAGUAUGCACUUCGUCAAAUGCCAGAACGGCCACAGGAGACCUCGGGACCGUUUAAGACGCCUUCUGAUGUCAAGCAACUCACAAACGACCUCCGCAACGCUGUGUAUUCCGUUUUACAUGUUACUAAGCCCGGGGCAGUAGGAGAGCCUAAUGCUAUCAAGCGUGCUGACGUCCCUGUUGAAUUUUCUGUCCAAGCUGCGAGUCUUCCGGAGCUGGCCUUGGCCCUCACAGACUAUACGGUGAUGCGGCGGAUGGCAGCACAUAUUCUCAUCAAAGCCCAUAGUGCUUGCAACCGUAUUUGGGACUGCAAGAGGGACACCCCGGACUUCCGAGCACAGCUGCAACACCGAAGAGAAGUGUUCCAUCCAGUCGUUGAUCUACGCCGUAUGAUCCACAACGUAUUCGGGUCGAGUUUCUCUAGUCUAGCCGACUACCUCCUGCGGAAGGAGACCCAUUGGUUGGGCUGGAAAGGCAUUGCUGUGAGCAAAGAAGUUUGCGGUCCAUUUUUGCACUCCACGCACAGGGAAAGAUUCGGCACGCCCUGGCCACCCUCGUGUCAAACUAAGGCUGAUGUCGUGAUCGGUGAUGAUACAUUACCAACGAAGAGGAAGAGCGCUGACCGAUCCAGUGAGUCUCCCUCUCCUCCUCCCUCGAAGAGAACGCGACAUAGUAAGGCUGUCCCUAGGCAUGUCGAGAGGAUGUUGCAGAUGCUACAUGAAGCGGCGGAUGCUUCGGCUGUCUCCCCGUACGCGCCCUCCCCCGAAAGUAGUCCGGCUGGCAGUGACGAGGAAGUAGAGGAGGAGAGUCAGUGUGAAAAGUACAUGAAUAAGGUGAUGCAACACGACGAUCCUGAGGAGGGCAUUGAGGAGGACUAUCGCUGCUACAACAACAAAAUAUUCCAAUGGCAGCUACGGAGGAUGCUGGCCCGAUCGCACAUUGAGUGCUAUAACAAGAAGGCUGCGCCGGUUAGCAAUGACGCUGCUAAAGAUGAGCUUAUCGAACUCGUGCCCAAGCGGCAGAAGGCCACCGAGAGGACUCCUUCUACUACGGCUAGGAAGGAUGAUAAGAAGCGGUAUCGCCACGAACUAGCGGUUACAGCAGAAUAUCAGGACACGGCGAACGCAACAGCACUCACCAACAGGGCGAAGUUGGAGCUGAUGGAGCUUACGUCGCGUCAUGUUUCUGAUGGGCGAGAUGACACUGAGAGUAGCAGCUUAAAUUCUGAAGCUGUUUUCAUAGACCUCACAGUGCCGGUGAGGUCUGCAAAGGCGGAGCUUAUGGCAAUCCCAGGGACGAGUUCGGAAUUCUCUUACGAUGUGUAUAGUUUGCAAUCUAAGGAGGAAGAAGUAUUACGGGAGAUUGUACGGCCGGAUGAGAAGGGGUCGCCACUUGAUGCAGCAGCAGAUGAGGAUAAGGAGAGGAAGGGAGGACGGGUGCAGCAAGAGGAAGAGGAAGAGGAGGCAGUGGAUGUGGAGGAUUACACCUCCUCCCCCUCCUGCCUCCCCUCCGGUUCAUCAACUACCAAGGACACAGCCUACCCAUCUAGUCAGCCAGGAGCUGCUGCUGGUGGCAUCGUCGUCGUCGUCGUCUUGAACUAG